GCAUUUUUUAAAUGUUUUACAAUAAAUUAAACACUCAAAAUCCAAAUCAAAGUUUUCUAUAAUAUGUGAAUUCAGGAUAUUGACUCGUAUAAUAUCUAUAUGAGUUUACCAAGGUACACCCAACGCAAAGUUUGAAGCAACACCAUGGACCAUUAUCUGACGACGUAUAGGAAGGACUACCUAUGGCCCAACUUGCCCGGGUCCACCUCAGGUCAUGGUGGCCAUGCAGGCGGUGGCGGAGGACUUACAGAUAUAUCAAAACUAUCAGGCGAAGAGUUGGCCUUCUACCAGGCAUGUAUGCAGCACAGUCGACCGUCGGACUGCAGAUGUCCACAGUAUUCUGGCGAAGAGAUGCCGCAACUUCCACCUGGAAAAGAAGGGGGGUGGAGCAGAAACGAGCUCAUGGGGCAAAUGUUGGAUCCGAAACUGUAUCCAGUCCGCGUGGGAGCGGCGCCCGAAGUUCCUACGUCGCGCUACGAUCAGCCGAACGCUUUCUUAGACAAGCUACAGUCCAAAUACCCGAUGUUGUACAGCAUCCUUCAGAACGAGGCAUCUCCUGAACUGAAGCAGAGGAUAGACCGGGACAGAAACAAGACCACUUACCAGGUGGAUUUCGGGGAAUCAGGCUCAGGCGCCAAAUUCCAAGACCUUCAAAGGGCAGCGGACGAGAGCGGCGUAGGGCCGUGCGCACAGCCGAUGCGUCUGCCCGGAGACCCCUGCAGAGUGGGCCCUAAACCCAGGAUGACAACCGCUAAGACCAUCUCCAAGCAGGGCGCUACCGCUGGUCAAGAUAGCAGACCUAAAUGCGAAACCACCUCAGCGACUCCGCCGUUGGGUAAAUCAGAAUACCAAGAUGGCGUGUCAAAACUCGGUGCCAUUAUUAUGAGAGACAAAAUACACAGAAGAUAAAGAUCUAACUAUAUUAAUGUUGAAG
Messenger RNA from Bicyclus anynana (squinting bush brown), 934 nucleotides. RefSeq lists its product as uncharacterized. The record is from RefSeq and is a predicted model, not a curated record. Bases 145 to 909 code for a protein of 254 amino acids. The transcript is spliced from 6 exons. NCBI's taxonomy places the organism in Eukaryota, Metazoa, Arthropoda, Insecta, Lepidoptera, Nymphalidae.